Wallemia ichthyophaga EXF-994 is the source of this 399-nucleotide messenger RNA. RefSeq lists its product as uncharacterized. Lineage: Eukaryota; Fungi; Basidiomycota; Wallemiomycetes; Wallemiales; Wallemiaceae. The record is from RefSeq and is a predicted model, not a curated record. Bases 1 to 399 code for a protein of 132 amino acids. The transcript has 4 exons.
AUGCGAGAAAAGAGACAAGAGAAAUCCAACACACAAACCACGGAAGAAAUCUGCAGAGACGUCGUUCGACACCUAUCAACAGCUCAAAUACCCAUCAAACCGCUUCCAAGCGUGGAGGAGGUGUUGCGCGAGUCUCAUUUGGCCUUCGUUCGUGGAGAGGGGGUUAGCAACGUGAUCGAAAGACUCAAAGGUGCUAGGCUAACUGCUGCCAGACUACCCGGUGCCUGGGUGGAGUUAUUAGCAGAUAUAGCACACAGAUCAUUCGUUAGUGUAUUGGCAGGUGUUACUAUAUACGGCACUUUCACUCUUCUAUCGGGCUACAACAACCACAAGCAAAUGAGAUUAGAGGCUCUUGAGAGGCAUCAAAUGUCCCUAAAGGAGGAAGAGAAGCAGAUAUAA